CACUUUAUAUUUUGUAUUCAUUCGCGUGGUGGUCGGUUAUCGACCGGGGAGGGACUGAUGGAGGCGUUUGUGUUUCCGGUGCUGGCGCUGAUUGCUGGCUUGCUCCUGGAUGCGACCAAUGAACGUAUUCGAUUUCUUCAUAUUCCGAACACAAUACUUAUAUUCAUGUUUUCGUUAUUCGUUAGGUAUGUUUUCAUUUCGUCGUCACAAAUGCUCAUUUUACACAGCAUACUUCACGCAUUCUUACCUCUUUCGCUGAUCGAAAUUGUCAACAAAAAUUACACGUGGAAAACUAUGGAUGCCGAGCAUAUCGUUCAAAUCUUAUUACCUCCAAUGAUAUUCGAAUCGGCGUUCAAAAUUAAUUCACAUCUUUUCUUCCGGAAAUUGAAAUUAUUAUUCGCAUUAACGACUUUUGUUUACAUUUCAACAAUGGUCACAUAUGCAGCAUUCACCUUUCCGAUCCUUCGAAUCACAGAUGACUGCAGCAUUUUUACGAAUCCCCUAACAGCAAUCGAGAUGUUAAUCGCGUUGUCCGGUAGAUCAAAAUUUUCAAGGGAUUCUGGGAGUCUUUUCUUUCAGAGACGAUCUCAAGUGUUGAUGUUGAGCUCGAUAUUGGCUGCGACUGAUCCAAUCGCUGUGGUCGCAAUUCUUGAAGAAAUCGGCGCACCUCAACGAUUAAGGAUUAUCAUUGAGGGUGAAUCGUUACUCAACGAUGGUCUUUCAAUAUUUGCAUACAGUAUUUGUGCGAGUUAUGUGAAGGCAGAGUCGAAGCAAGAGUUACCCGAUGAAAAAUGGUAUCAUUUAGCAUUUAUGUGCGCUAAUUGUAUCAUAUUAUCGCCUCUUAUUGGCAUCCUAUUCGCACAGUUUGUAGUGCGUGUUAUUCGAAUUGCCAUACGUGACAACAAAAAAAUUCAGGUGUUUCUAGUGGUAACCGUCUACAUUAUGUGGUUUCUUGGCGAGUAUAUUAAUGGCUCGCCGGCCGUCCUAAUUGUUUUUUAUGGUGUUAUGCUGAACUACAUGAGGGAAGAGUUGGAGCCUUCAACAGUUGAAAUGGCUUUGCAAAUGUGGGCUUCAUUCGGUUACUGGGCGAACUGUGUUAUAUUCACGUUUGGAGGAUAUUCCAUUGGAUCUUUAUUGUUCAAAAGUGUUAUUCUUAAGAUGAAUGUAACGCAUUUGUUGAUAUCCGGUAUUCUGUUAUACCCGUUCAGUGUGGUUGCAAGAAUGCUUGCCAUCGCUGUAUUUAAAUACUUAUGGGAAUCUGUUGAAACACAGCACCGUUUGUACGACUCGGAUUGCGUCUUACUCGCAUACGGUGGUCUGAAGGGUGCACUUGCACUCCUACUAGCACAUGACUUCACAAGAACCGUACAGGGUGAUAUCGUGUGUGAACGCAUUGGACAAAAAGUCGUUCUUUAUUGCAGCGCUGCCGUUAGCCUGUGUCUACUCAUACAGGGAAUGACAUUCUCGUUGUUGACCAAGCGAGAAGGUACAAAUCAUAGAUCACGUUUCAUAAAAGAUUCUGAAAAAAAUCUCGAAAAUCAUCUCAACAAUGAGUUGCGCAUUGAGAUGGAGAAAAUGCAUCGGAGAUCUGAACUUUAUUUAACCGAAGCGAAUUGGAAGGUUGUGAACGAACGAAUUGAAGCCAAUGUUUUUAAGGGAUUUACCCUCGGACUUGGAUCGCAAUCUCGUGUGCAAACAUCUGAAGAAUGCUCCGCACAUACAGAAACCCUGGAGGAAUUGAAUAAAAAUGAAGAAAAUCGAGAUAUUUGUGCUGGAUACUAUAGCAUAUUGCUGGCUCGAGUGAACGAUAUGUGGGCUCGAGGGGCCCUUUCCGGUUCUGCAGCUCAUAUAAUGAUUCAAUUACUGGAGCAUGGUAUUGACGAGGAGAAGCUCGAUUUGGAUGAUUUCAAAGAGCAUUUACAUAUAUCCAAACUGAACUGUUUUCAACGUUUCCUUCUUAAAUUGUUCAGUUUUAUUGAGAAAUGGAUUGAUAAGGACACAUUAUUGAAUCGAUUUUGUCAAUGGAGCGAUCCAUUCUUAAAAGAAACAAUGCCUCGCGAUGUUACGGUUGUUCAACCUUUGCGCGAUAAGGAGAGAUGGCUGUUAUUUUCGGCGUUGAUUUGUGUGAUACAUUCGGUUCUUCUCACAUUCGCUUUAUAUCACAAAAUGGAAUCGCAUCUGAGAUAUUCCGUAUUGGUUGUUACAUUUUUUAUCUUGAUGGUUUUCCUCAUCGAAGAGUUAUUCUAUUUUCAUCGUUUUCGAAAGCCACUUCACCGAAUGGAACUCAGUCGUUACGGAAUGCGUUGUUUCUGGUUUAUUUCUCGAUUCGCCGCUGAAAUGUGUUAUUGUGCCGUUUGUGGAGCGCUUAUUUUGGGUGUUACGAUUACGAUAACAUUACUUCUUACGAAGCAUUCGAAUGGCGAUUGUGUGUCGUUGAUGGCCACUUGGAAUGUUACUCCGAUUUGCGCGUUUGCACGCAUAACAGCAUUUCUGUUUCAUACAGCAUUAUGUGUUCUGAAAUUGAUACGUGCCACCCCUCUGCUGGUAUUCAUACUUUAUGAAGCAGUGUACGUUCAAAGUUUAUUGCGAGUACGAGUCGAACUAUCAGCGCUCUACUCAUUACAGUAUCUUCUCAGCCAACCACCCGUAACGUUUCAUCUAUUCCCGGAUAAUGCCUUCAAAGUAGCAUUGGUUGAGCAGAAAUAUUUGAAUAAAAUUGUUGAUGCACUCAUUCGAAAAACAAUGAAGAAGAAUAAGCAAAUACUCGAUCUAGUGCCAAGCAUCAAAACUCGUCAAGCAAUUCGAAUGGCAUCACACGCUCUUCAUAAUACAGUCGUUUCACUGAAUUCUCAGGGCUUGAUCCAUGAAGAAUCAAUGCUCGUUUGGGAACGUUCACUGAAACGACUUCGAGAUGACGGUGAUCGUUUGAUACUGGCACCGGACACAGAUAUUCACGAUGUGUUAGAAUGUGUCCAUUGGAUCGAAUCACUUGAUGUUCGCAAGCGUCCAUCGAUCAUCAAUAAAAUUGCUGAUUAUUUCGAAACAGCUGUCAGUUUAUUCUUACCGUACGAUCAUCAAAUACACACUUAUGGAUCGAAAAUGUUCUUCAUUAGGAAGGGUAUCUGCAGAAUUACCGAAACAUCAUCGACAGCAAUUGGAAGUGUUCAUCGUCAUGAAUAUUAUGUACAUCAAGGACGUUUCAUUGGAGAACGAAAUCUUUUAAAAAAUAAAAACUUUAAAGAAGAAUCCAUAAAGAAGCCGCAAGUGGUCUACCAAACAACAACGGAUUGUCAUUUGAUCGAGGUCGAUGAAUCAAUGAUGGAAUGGAUUCGGAAUGCAGAUCGCGAUAUAAUUCGAAUAAUAUCAACUAAAGAGCAGAGGAGAAGGAUUGUUUAUGAACUCAAGGAGCACAAUCAAUUAUUCUCGUUGAUGACCAUCGAAGAUUUCGAUAAGUUAUUCAAACUUUGUGCACGCUUCAUAAAGUCUCAGGAAAGGCUUGAAAUUGAUGCCGGUAAGAAGUUAUUUGUUGGAUGGCGUACGCUUGUGUGUAGUGUCGAACCGCUAUCAGCAUUCAAUGAUCACUAUCAAGUUAUCGGACCUGCGAGCGUCCUUCUGCGACCAGUCGGUGUCGAUGAUGGAAUGGUGCUACUGACAGACAACGUACACUCAUCUGAUCAAGCAACUUCGGAUGAACCGGAAAGCAAUUUGUCGCUUUCGCUGAAUGAUUCAGAAAUCAAGAAAGCACCCAAAAAGGUUGAUGUUAAAAGGGCUACGAUUGAACAGUCAAAGCAGGUAAAUAUUCUAAUACUUAGCUGUCGAUCCACUCAUGUCAGCUGUAAGCUGGAGUCACUGAAGAAGAUCACACAGUACGAACUGAAUGCUGAUGUCACACAGUACGAUUCAAGUCAAUCGUCGCGACGUACGCAGAAAAUGGCCGUAACUCAGUCUGAACUUCGAAACACCGAGAAAACACUGCAAACCGAAACUGUACAAAAAACAGACGCUACCGUCGUUGACACAGCCACAAAAGCCUCAGUUGUAGUUACGUUAAUUCAGAAGCAUUCCCCUCGAACAUCACGGCUUCAUUCGCUGAUAUCACAAUUAAAACAAGUAUCCGAUGAAACGCAGAUGAUCAACGAUGAAAGAAAACAGCCAAAAUCAUCGAAACCACUAUCAGAAGUAGACAGAGAUGACGAAUUGCGAACUGCAUCAUCAAAAAGGAGCAACGCAUCAGAAGCGAAAGUCGAACUGAGCGCUUCAGAUGGCGCACACCUGGUGACUUCCACUCCAAUUCAGUCUCAGUCGAUAAGUGCAACUCAAUCGCCCCAUCCACCUAAGUGA
Molecule: messenger RNA, 4341 nt
Organism: Anisakis simplex (herring worm)
Lineage: Eukaryota; Metazoa; Nematoda; Chromadorea; Rhabditida; Anisakidae
Source: the annotation of a GenBank genome assembly